AUGCCAACAUCGAAGAGUAGCGUUAUGCGAGGACCCAUUCCAGUAACGUUAAUAUCUGGUUUUCUUGGAUCCGGAAAAACAACAUUACUUGAGAAUAUUUUAACUGCCAACCAUGACAUGAGAAUUGCUGUAAUUGUUAACGAUGUUUCAUCUUUAAACAUAGAUGCCGAGUUGAUAAAGAAUCACAGGGUAACAAAAAAAGAAGAAAAGCUAAUUCAACUUCAGAAUGGAUGCAUUUGUUGUACAUUACGAGGUGAUCUUUUAGAGGAAUUAGUAACUCUCGCGAAAGAUGAUUGUUUCCAGUAUAUUGUGAUAGAAUCUACGGGGAUUUCAGAACCUAUGCAAGUUGCAGAAACAUUCACUGCAGAGUUUACUUGGCAAAUUUUAGAUUUCGAAGGCACCAGUUCAGAACAACAAGCCUUAAUGCAUGAAGUUUUAAGCUUUGGAGGUUUAAAUAAGCUAACGAGGCUCGAUACCUGUGUGACGGUUAUAGAUUCCAAGAAUUUUUUAUCCAAUUUAGAGACAACAGAUUUUUUGAUUGACAGAUAUGGUGAUCGCGGACAAUCUGAAGGAGAAAGGACGAUAACAGAUUUGUUAAUCGAUCAAAUCGAGUUUUCGGACGUAAUAAUUAUUAAUAAGAUGUCGAUGGUGAGGAAAAAGAAACUUAAAAAGAUUAAAAAUAUCAUUCACUCUUUGAAUCCCGUCGCAAAGGUCUUAAUGAGCGAUUAUUCUAAAGUUGACCUUAAAGACGUCCUCAACACUCGAAUAUUUGACUUUGAGAAAGCCGCAACAUCUGCAGGUUGGUUGCAAAGUAUACAUGAAAUGACUCAGAGAGAAGGAUUUGGAAAAAAUAAUCAUACGGCUAUAACUCCAAAACCCGAAACGGAAGAGUAUGGAAUAAAUAAUUUCGUCUACACUUCAAGAAGGCCGUUCCAUCCACAGAGGUUAUACAAUCUAAUAAGAGAUAAGUUUAUUGUUAUCGAGAAAGUUCCUGAUUUUGCAUCCAUGGAAAGAGACACUAAUGGAGACGGCUCUGAAAGUGACCCUGAGGAUCUUUCUGAAGGAGAUCUUGAUGGUUCUGGAAGUGAGUCAGAUGAAAAUGAAUUUGAAGAUCCUUCCGAUGCCGCAAUUAUUAAAAGCAAAAAGACUUCGGCAUUCGGACCUUUGCUCCGUUCAAAAGGCUUUUUCUGGCUUGCAACUAGAUUCAUUGUGCGUGGAGAAUGGUCUUCUGCCGGAACCAUGAUGACCCUUGGUGGAUCUAUUCCUUGGUUUGAUGUAGAAAAGGAUCAUGAUUUUCCAUCAGAAGUCGCAAAGCUUAUUGAACGAGACAUGCAAGGCAAGUAUGGAGAUAGAAGGAACGAAAUCGUCUUCAUUGGUUUGAAAGUUGAUAAAGCAAAAAUUUCCGAUGCACUUAAUACAUGCUUAUUGAACGACGAUGAGUACCUGGAUUUUGAAAAAGUUAUAAAAGAGGAAAACAAUUUGUUUCGAAUUGAAAAGAAAUUGCAAGAAAUUUUUGAAGAUGGCUUUGAAGAUUGGAUCUUCAUGGAAGAAGAUACUGAAGAAUGCGAGCUCGAAUCUAGUGAUAGACAACAAUGUAUUCAUAACAAUGUAGCUGUUAGUACUUAA
Priceomyces carsonii is the source of this 1626-nucleotide messenger RNA. RefSeq lists its product as uncharacterized. The record is from RefSeq and is a predicted model, not a curated record. The transcript has a single exon. NCBI's taxonomy places the organism in Eukaryota, Fungi, Ascomycota, Pichiomycetes, Serinales, Debaryomycetaceae. The coding region runs from base 1 to 1626 and encodes 541 amino acids.